GGUCAGUUUAGCGCCUGUUCUUUGCGCAUUAUUUACAUGUAAACAAAAAUAUAUUUUACUUAAUGCAUAAUAAUGUCAUUGCAGGCGAAAUUCCUCAGUCAAGAUCAAAUCAACGGUUGUCUCAGUUUAUGCCAGAACAAAUCCUUCAUUUGGGAUUAAAGAGAUUCUUUGCCAAACUGUAUCCAAUCCUUAUCAAACUAAAAGUAUCUGAAUGCAUUUCAAACAAAAAUGUGUACUUCAAAGAUAAUUAGAGUAUAAAGAGUGUUUUUCGCUGUACGACCAGAAGCGCAGGGGUAAAAUGAAGGCGCAGGAUCUGCUGACGGUCAUGAGAUCUCUGGGCUGCUGUCCGACCCUGCAAGAGCUCAACAGACACUUGCAGACCCAUAAAAUCGAUAAGAGCGGCGAGUUGGACUUCUCCACGUUUCUCAGCGUGAUGCAUGCGCAGAUCCAGCAGGAGAACCCACGGGACGAGAUCCUGCAGGCCGUGAGGUUAAUGGACACGAGCAGACGAGGCUUCAUCACGGCGUCAGAGCUCAGGGCCAGACUGACAGGCUUUGGAGAGCGACUCACAGAUCAGGAAGUGGACGAGCUGCUGAGUGAAGCCGGCGUGACGUGUGACGGGCAAAUCAACGACGAGGGUUUUGCAAAGAUGGUGACAAUUCUGACCGGCCGAUGCUGAACAAACUUCAGAGCUGGAAUAAAUCAGUAGCAGAAUGUCAUUCCAGCUGAAAAGCACAGAUAUUACAGCCUCGAAAUCUUCCUAAAACAGCAAAAAUGAAAUAACCACACAAGCAUGAGCCACCUGCCAGGCUGCUUCAAUCAUUAACUAACAACCGUGGGAUUGUUUUCAAAGACACCAGAUGUGCGGCUUUUUUACUUAAAGGUUAAUAGUUGGCUUAAAGCUGACUUUUCUGAACUUUUGUUUAUACAGGCCAGGUUUCAGAUUAUUGCUUUUGUAUUUAAACUUGUGAUCACAGUGCCCUCUUGUGUUUAUAGAUUGAAUAUGAUUUUAUAUGGCAUGAAUCACAUUUCCCAGAAAUAAAUAGUCUUCCCUUAACCUUCUGGUUGAAAAACAAUAAAGGUGCAUGUGGAUCGCUAAAUGCCCACUGCUCCUUUCUCCGUGUUAAAACAUGUUUAAACAAUUUAUUAUAACCUAUAAAAAGCGAGGACUGAAAGCAAACUGUUGUUUUGUGAACCAAACCGUCUUUGCAUCACAGAGCUCAUAAAUUCCCGUGUUGUGGUGUUAUUGUUUGCAUGGGUUUAUGUGUCUGUGU
This is a messenger RNA of Onychostoma macrolepis, 1274 nucleotides long. It is a transcript of the gene calml4b, whose product is annotated as calmodulin-like 4b. NCBI's taxonomy places the organism in Eukaryota, Metazoa, Chordata, Actinopteri, Cypriniformes, Cyprinidae. Gene Ontology annotation, molecular function: calcium ion binding. Gene Ontology annotation, cellular component: myosin II complex. The record is from RefSeq and is a predicted model, not a curated record. The coding region runs from base 299 to 679 and encodes 126 amino acids. The transcript is spliced from 5 exons.